Molecule: messenger RNA, 1376 nt
Organism: Gekko japonicus
Lineage: Eukaryota; Metazoa; Chordata; Lepidosauria; Squamata; Gekkonidae
Gene: MVK
Product: mevalonate kinase
Exons: 11
Coding region: 56-1273 (405 amino acids)
Biological process (GO): isoprenoid biosynthetic process; cholesterol biosynthetic process
Cellular component (GO): cytoplasm
Molecular function (GO): mevalonate kinase activity; ATP binding
Source: RefSeq, a predicted model, not a curated record
GCUGGCCCCGCCUCCCCACUUCUCUUUCAUUCACCUGGGAAGAGUGCUGCUGGCCAUGGGCGCCCGGGCAGAGGGAGAAAUGUUGGCCAGGACUCUGUGUGUGUCUGCUCCCGGGAAAGUUAUACUUCAUGGUGAGCACGCUGUGGUCCACGGAAAGGCUGCUUUGGCUGUGGCUGUGAACCUGAGGACCUUCCUUAAGAUGACCCCUCGGAAUGAUGGCAGAGUCUCGGUAGAGCUGCCAAAUAUUGGGACCAGGCUGUGCUGGGAAACCGCCGAGCUCCAGCCACUGUUAGUGGCCUUCCCUGCUGCUCUGACUGAAUCUCUGCCCCCCAGCCCGGAACAAAUAGAGAAGCUGAAAGAGUUUGCAGGGCUCACCGACACAACGGCGGCCACUCAAAGCCUUGCUACCCUCGCGUUUCUGUACCUGUACUUGUCCAUCGCAUCCAAAUGCGGGUUCCUGCCAAGCGUGGCCAUCUUGGUGUAUUCUGAGCUGCCCACGGGAGCCGGGUUGGGCUCCAGCGCUGCGUAUUCGGUCUGCCUGGCAGGAGCCCUGCUUUCCGGCUGCGGAGUCAUCGGCUACCCCCUGGAGGAGGGCCAGGCGGUGGGCAGGUGGUCUGAAGAGGAGCUGGCCCUGAUUAACAGCUGGGCCUUCCGAGGAGAACAGGUGAUCCACGGGAACCCAUCGGGGGUGGACAACGCAGUGGGGACGAGGGGCGGAGCUCUGCGGUACCAGUCGGGGAACAUCUGCUCCUUAAAAAGUGUCCCCACAUUAAGGAUUUUACUGACCAACACGCGAGUUCCUCGGAGCACCAAGGUCCUGGUGGCAGGAGUCAAAGACAAGAUUAUGAAGUUUCCUGCCGUAAUGGAGCCUGUUCUCACGUCAAUAGAUGCCAUUUCUCAGGAGUGCGAAACAGUUCUUGAGGCGAUGGCUGAACGUCCGUCCCUGGAGCACUACCCUGUUCUGGAGGAGCUCGUGGACAUCAAUCAGCACCACCUGAACGUGAUGGGCGUGGGCCACUCCUCGCUGGACAAGGUCUGCCAGGUGACCGCCUCGCACGGCCUGCACAGCAAACUGACGGGGGCCGGUGGAGGAGGCUGUGCCAUCACCUUGCUGCGACCCGACACGGCCCCCUCGGUGGUGGAGGCCGCCAUCCGAGACCUCGGCGACUGCGGCUUUGAGUGCUGGGAGACGGACAUCGGGGCCUCCGGGAUACGCGCCCAUUCGCUGCAGUCCCUCAAAGCGGAAGUGCUGGAGGCUUUCGGCAGGAUGUGAAGGUGGCGAGGACGGAGCUCUCCUGCAGAUUGCUUUGGGGCCCUGGCUUGGAGUGAACGCGUGACGCCCUCCGCGGCCCGGCACGGAACGAUGGGAUCUUUUU